UAAUCACCCUGGCGAGGGGCCAACUUAAUUUAUCAGUCCCCAAAAAUUUCCCGGCAAACUCUUAAGGCGGCGGCCUAAUCCAACACCCCUCAUUCCCGCUCUCUCUCUCCUGCAAAACCCUAGUUUCCGAACUUUCUUUCUACUCCGACCCCAAUCAUCCCCAAAAUCUGCCAGUCAAUUCAAUUUUUCUGAGAUUCGAGCUUCAAGUUAGGGUUCUAACUGAUUUUUCAUUGCUGUUAAUUGGUCUAAUGGCGGCUGAAAGAGAUGCAGAGAGCGAUUACACUUCGGAAGAAGAAGGAACUGAGGAUUAUCGAAGAGGAGGUUAUCAUGCAGUUCAAAUUUCUGAUACUUUUAAAAACGGAAGAUAUGUGAUUCAGAGGAAGCUUGGUUGGGGCCAUUUCUCCACUGUUUGGCUCGCUUGGGACACUGAAAAAUCUUUGUAUGUAGCUCUGAAAGUACAAAAGAGUGCAAGGCACUACACAGAGGCUGCAAUGGAUGAAAUAAAAAUUCUGAAAUUGAUCGCGGAUGGUGAUCCUGAUGAUAAAAAGUGUGUUGUCAAACUCUUGGAUCAUUUUAAGCAUUCAGGACCAAAUGGACAGCAUGUGUGUAUGGUGUUUCAAUAUUUGGGAGACAACCUCCUUACCCUUAUCAAGUAUUCAGAUUACAAAGGGAUCCCGCUUCACAUGGUUAAAGAAAUUUGUGUCCAUAUUUUGGUGGCUUUGGAUUACUUGCAUAAUAAGUUGUCAAUGAUACACACUGAUCUUAAGCCAGAGAAUGUCUUGCUUUUAUCCAUGUUGGACCCAUCAAAAGAUCCAAGGUAUACAGGUGCAUCUCCACUCCUUCCAACUAGUAAAAGUAAACCUAAGCCUGAACAGGAUCCCCUAGAAACUAUCGAAUCCAUUCAAUCCACAAAUGGGAAUUUGACUAAGAACCAGAAAAAAAAGAUUAAGAAGAAGGCCAAGCGGGUUGCACAGAAGGGUGCUGGAGAAGAAGCCUCUGGGGAUUCUGAAUCCAGCAUGGGAUUGCCUGGUCAAGAAGAAUCUAGCCAUGAAGCGGAACUAAAUGGAAAUUCUGCUGAGCAAAGAAAGAAGAGUAAUAGAGGACACAGUCCUGCCACAAGACAAAAUCUCUUGAAGUCGGUGGAUGCUAAAUGCAAAUUGGUUGAUUUUGGAAAUACUUGCUGGACAUAUAAGCAGUUCACAUCGGAUAUCCAAACUAGGCAGUAUAGAUGUCCUGAGGUUAUUCUUGGAUCCAAAUACUCCACUCCAGCAGACCUAUGGUCCUUUGCCUGCAUAUGUUUUGAGCUUGCCACAGGCGAUGUUCUGUUUGAUCCCCAUACUGGUGACAAGUACAGUAAAGACGAGGACCACCUUGCUCAGAUGAUGGAGCUGCUGGGCAUAAUGCCUCGCAAGAUAACUCAACAUGGAUGUCGUUCGAAUGAAUUCUUCAACAGAAAUGGGAAUCUCAGACACAUUCGUGAAUUAAAAGUUUGGCCACUCAAUAAGGUGCUUGUUGAGAAGUAUGGUUUUGGGGAGGAAGAUGCAAAGGACUUAGCAGAUUUCCUUGUCCCUAUCCUUGAAUUUGUUCCAGAGAAGAGGCCAAAAGCUGCACAGUGCCUAAACCAUCCAUGGAUUAGUUCAGGUCCUCGGCUUCUUGAGCCUUCGGUACCUAGUGGUCAAGUCCAGGCAGCAGAUAGCGAAGCUUGUGAUGAUACUGGGGCAGAGAUUGAUGACAGGGGGGGAAUUGAAGAUGGAGUGAAGAAUCUUGCUCUUGAUACUGACUCCAAAUCCAAUUCCACGGAAGACUUGAAACCUAUCCCCAUCUUGUCAAUGACAACAGAGGGCUAGUUAGAUUAUUCUGUUUCCAGUUGCAUAUUAUGCUUCCAUAUACAAAGGCCAUGACGUGAAUUCCACAUACAGAUUUCCUUGUCAUGUGCUUAACUAGACAUAUCCCGGAUUGUUGGUGUUGGUAGACGACGCUGGAGAUGUUCGUGCAUGGCUGAUGAGCUGAGUACUUUCAGUUACAUAUAUUAACUAUUAAGCAUUGGUCUAGUAAAGGAAGGAACCUGUCAAAAAAACAAACAAAAAGGAUGUGAAAUUAAUCCUGUAGACUGCAGCAAACCAGUCGGUUCUGGAUCAAAUGUGGCUCUCAUUUUUGUCAGAUGUCAAAUGUACAUUUGAGUGGGGAUAUACAACAAGCGUUGUUUCCUUUUACGUUUGUAUACAGUUUGGACUCCUUUAAUUCGUAUUUUGUUUUUGUUUUUCUUUCUCAAGUAAGACAAUCCCUGUCCAUCAGAUCAAUUCCUUAGUUUGACAUGGCUUCA
This is a messenger RNA of Spinacia oleracea (spinach), 2323 nucleotides long. RefSeq lists its product as uncharacterized. Gene Ontology annotation, biological process: regulation of mRNA processing; spliceosomal complex assembly; peptidyl-serine phosphorylation. The coding region runs from base 249 to 1847 and encodes 532 amino acids. The record is from RefSeq and is a predicted model, not a curated record. NCBI's taxonomy places the organism in Eukaryota, Viridiplantae, Streptophyta, Magnoliopsida, Caryophyllales, Amaranthaceae. The transcript has 4 exons. Gene Ontology annotation, molecular function: protein serine/threonine kinase activity; ATP binding.